AUGCAGCCCCCAUCUCGUUACAAUGCACUUCCAGAGGACUCGCCGCUUCAUGAUGGUAAUGCCACACGACCUGGCGACCACUUCAAUGUCCUCUUCUCGUGUCCGCGGACUCUCGAUCCUCCCAUCGACACACCUGGAGAGAUCCUUCACACCUAUCUGCUCGGUGAGACGAAGUAUGUCUGGCACAAAACAACGAGUGAAUGGGACAAGAAGAAGGACAGCACAUUCGCAAUUAGACUUCGAGCGUCAUCCGUAGAUGGUCUGCUUCUCUCGCCUGUUCGAAGUGACUACAUCGUGCAGUACAAAAACUCUCUGGUCGGAAGACAUUUCAAGAUCCUGCAGCAAGUUGGUGCCUUUCAUCUGUAUGGCGGUAUGUGCCCAGAUCUUGUUCUUGAUCUUUGGAAGGCAAGUGGAGAGCUCGGCGCAAUGCUCUGGUACCAUAGCAUAUGUAACAUGGAAGAGUAUUUGGCUGACCUCGAAAUACUCAUCGCCAAUGUCCUCGACAUUUGGGCGCUGAUCGAUCCAAACCGCAUCCUUAUGAAAACGAAGCUCCAUGUGUUGCCGCAUCUUAUCAAAGACAUUCGACGCUUUGGACCUGCAGUCCUCUACUCGACAGAGAUCUUCGAGUGCUGGAACGCAAUCUUUCGAUUCUGCAGCAUUCUCUCAAACCACCAAGCACCAAGCCGUGACAUCGCUAUCACUCUAGCCGGUAUGGAGCGGUUCAAGCAUCAGGUCAGCGGCGGAUGGUGGCGCGAUACAGAUGGCCAAUACAUCCGCGCCGGAGAAAAGGUGUGUAGUUUCUUACAGUUGAAUCCAGCCUUGCAGCGUCGACUUGGAUGGGUCCAUCCGGAGAUGAUGGUUGCUGGCACAGUCAAGCUAGAAUCAGAGGCCAAAUGGGCUUCCUCAACUUGGUGUGACAUUUCCGGAACACCUGGAAUCCUCCUGCCACCCGGCAUCAAUAUCCCUUCUGCUGAUGGCCAGGACCACGAGAGCGAUGAGACAAGGCUCUGGAGUCACUGCCGUUACCUCGUAUCACAAUCCAAGGAUAUAUGUAAAGCAGGGUCUUGGGUGUUUUAUCGAGAACUCCCUUCCAAUUCCAUUGCUGCGGGGAGAAUUUGGAAAAUCGUUACCCCCACGGUCGGUCACUCUCCCGUGGUGAUCAUCGAACCAUUCAACAUUUCCGGCGAACGUGAUCCCUUCCUGGGCAUGCCAGUUCUGACGCGUGGUGAUGAUGCUCCAUGUUUAGUCACACCGAAGGCAAGUGCUUUGCUGUCUAGCCAUUAUUAUAACUACUGA
This is a messenger RNA of Sparassis crispa, 1296 nucleotides long. RefSeq lists its product as hypothetical. The record is from RefSeq and is a predicted model, not a curated record. NCBI's taxonomy places the organism in Eukaryota, Fungi, Basidiomycota, Agaricomycetes, Polyporales, Sparassidaceae. The coding region runs from base 1 to 1296 and encodes 431 amino acids. The transcript is spliced from 5 exons.